This is a messenger RNA of Haliotis rubra (blacklip abalone), 2507 nucleotides long. RefSeq names its product conserved oligomeric Golgi complex subunit 7-like. Gene Ontology annotation, biological process: retrograde vesicle-mediated transport, Golgi to endoplasmic reticulum; Golgi organization; intracellular protein transport. Lineage: Eukaryota; Metazoa; Mollusca; Gastropoda; Lepetellida; Haliotidae. The transcript has 24 exons. Gene Ontology annotation, cellular component: COG complex. The record is from RefSeq and is a predicted model, not a curated record. Bases 100 to 2364 code for a protein of 754 amino acids.
GCAUCAUGGCCGAUGUAAACACUGUCGACGUGUGCUGCUGAACAUUGGUCAAACUGAUUGUAUCUUCCGUGAAUCGUCAGUCGAAUAAACCAGACUACUAUGGAUUACUCAAAGUUUAUGGAUGAUAAUUUUGAUGCCAAAGAAUGGGUCAACCAAGCCUUUCAGACUCAUAGAGAUCCUGGCACACCCAAAGAUCAGUAUGCCACAACCCUGGUGAUGAAGCUACAGAUGUUUAUACAAGAGGUGAACAACAUUCUGGAAGAGGCUGGUCAACAGGCACUGCAGAAUCUGCCAAGAGUUAUGCGUGAAGUGGACGCAGUGAGACAAGAGGCUUCCCUGCUGCAGGACCAGAUGAGAACAGUCAAACAGGACAUCCAGAAGGUGGAACAGAACACUGCCCAGUCCAUGCAGACCCUGCUGAAGCUGGACUCCAUCAAGUCCCGGAUGAAGACUACAGCAGAUGCUCUCAAGGAGGCAGACAACUGGACAACACUGAGCGCCGAUGUGGAGGACGUCUUCCAGUCCCAGGACAUACAGACGAUCACUUCCAAACUGAGUGGCAUGCAGCAAAGCUUGCAAAUGUUGGUGGACACCCCUGAUUAUGCCUCACGAUGUCAGCACCUCGAGAAACUCAAAAACCGUCUGGAAGCCCUAUUGAGUCCUCAGCUGGUGGCAGCAUUCAACAGCCAGUCCUUAGAAUCUGCCCAGAUGUACACGAAGAUGUUCGAGAACAUUGACCGUCUGCCCCAGCUGUACAAAUACUACCACAAGUGUCACAAGCAACAGCUGCUACAAGCUUGGAAGGACAUCCUGGAGACAAAGCAAGACGACACUGCGCUGGUGUGGAUGACGGACUUCUACGACCAUCUCACCUCCACCUGGCACUCACAGGUAAAAUGGUGUGGCCAGGUGUUCAGCGACCCUGUUCCGAUUGUGUGUGACCUGAUCACUGAGUCACUGGCAAGUCUUGAUCCUGGUCUGUCCACAUGCUUCGCCAACCUGCUGUCUCAGAGAGGGGAGACACUCGCAACUCUCACUGAACUUAAACAGAUAUCUGAGAGAUUUGCCAAGAGUAUUGAGAGUGCAGUUGAAGUGCAUAUGACAGACUCCCUCCCCCAUGUAUCAAGCCUGGAGAGACUACUACAGACUGUGUAUGCCCCCUACCGGCCUUAUCUCAUGAAGUACAAGACCUUUGAGGAGGUUCAACUAAGCAACGAUCUCAACAACAUAAGGCUGGACCAUGAGGAGGUGUUGGACACAGUCCAGCUUCUUGGGGAAUCGGUCAACAAACUCUUCCAUUCAGCCAACGAGGCAAAUGACAGAUGUCAGAAACUCACAAAUGGUUAUGGUUACGUCAGCCUACUGGAGGCACACAAGACAUAUUUCACAAGCUAUUGCCGAGAGUUCCGUCGUGUCCUCAUCAAUAUACGUGAGAAGUGUCACACUAGCCCCAGUGACGACCCUGACUGGGAGGACUGGUCUCACUUCCAGCACUCGCUCCGUAUCAUCCAGACAACAGGUGAUCUGAUACAGCAUGUGGAGGAGCUGGACCAGCACAUCAUCAGCUGUAUCCUACACACGGUCGGCAAAACUGUUGGGACAUCCUCACCAAGCAAAGAUGCUGACAAGAGACUGAGCCAGCGCCGACACACCCUGACAUUCCAGGCUGCACUGUUCCUGUCCAGUGAGGAGGAGGUGGCUGCCCUGGUGCAGCUGGUCACCAGUCUGGAGGAAGGAGACACUCCAUCAGUGCUGACAGAAAUAAUGUCUGACAUGAGCAAACUGAGUGAAGCGGUGCACAAGUUUGGAUUUGACAUCGUGUUUGCCCAGCUGAAGAGAUAUCUCGGCAACCUGUCCAACAUGGAGAUAUGGACUUCCCGGUCUGCUGGUGGGGCCAUGACCUCUGACCUCCCGACCUUCAGCCUUUCACCCCAGGAGUACAUCACAAAGAUAGGGCAGUACCUGAUGACACUGCCCCAGCAUCUGGACCCUUUCACCUUGCAGGACAGCUCUACCCUCACCAUCGCCCUCAAACACGGCAAGCUGCCCUUCACAGAUGAACAAGAAUCACCAGAGCACCUAGCAGACCUCUGGCUGGAGUCUGUUGCCAAGGGAACCAUGCAUGAGUUUACAGAGGAAGUUCUCAAGAUUCAUGAGCUGACUCCACAUGCCACAAAGCAGCUCAUCACAGAUAUAGACUACCUGACGAAUGUGCUGGACGAUCUGGGUUUGCAGUCCUCUGACAUUCUUCGGAACAUUGACAUCCUGUUGAAGGCAUCCAUGGACACCUUCGCUGAAGCUGCAGAGCAGAUGCCUCAGCGGAUUGCCCGCGCUAUCAGCUCCAUGAGGAACAUAGACCUCUGAGCUCGCUGUCGCACACAUAUUGGGAUUAGUUGGCAAAUCUUCAUUUCAUGAUGUAUUUAUCGUGUUUAGCAAUACACCAUAUGCUCCAUUAUGUUGUAACAGGGACUGAGUUCUUUCAUGGGGAUGGAUGGUGGGGUAGCCUA